This is a messenger RNA of Cladophialophora immunda, 792 nucleotides long. RefSeq lists its product as uncharacterized. NCBI's taxonomy places the organism in Eukaryota, Fungi, Ascomycota, Eurotiomycetes, Chaetothyriales, Herpotrichiellaceae. Gene Ontology annotation, molecular function: mRNA binding. Gene Ontology annotation, cellular component: mRNA cleavage factor complex. The record is from RefSeq and is a predicted model, not a curated record. The transcript is spliced from 4 exons. The coding region runs from base 1 to 792 and encodes 263 amino acids.
AUGUCUACACUCACCACAACCACAUUGAAAUCUUCCUUCCCGCCCAUUCUGCCACCUCCUUUCACAGCCAAUCAACCACCGACUCUCAGGUUAUAUCCGCUUUCGAACUACACAUUUGGAACCAAAGAAACCCAACCUGAGGAGGACCCUUCAGUCGUGGCCAGGUUAAAGAGACUGGAAGAACACUAUGAGAAAUAUGGCAUGAGACGGACUUGUGAGGGCAUCCUGGUCUGUCACGAACACAACCAUCCGCACGUGCUCAUGCUGCAGAUUGCGAAUGCUUUUUUCAAAUUACCCGGGGACUAUCUUCCCCAUGAUGCGGACGAGAUCGAAGGCUUCAAAAUGCGGCUGAACGAGAGGUUGGCACCCACGAAUCCGAAGGAAGGCGACACGGAAUGGGAAGUGGGAGACUGUCUCGCGCAAUGGUGGCGUCCCAAUCUCGAAACCUUUCUCUAUCCAUUCCUCCCAGCCCACGUCUCUCGCCCCAAAGAGCUCAAGAAACUCUACCUGAUUCAUCUCCCGCCCAACAAGGUGCUCAGUGUGCCGAAAAACAUGAAACUGCUGGCCGUUCCCCUGUUCGAGCUGUACGAUAACACCGCACGCUAUGGGCCGCAGUUGAGCGCCAUUCCGCACUACCUGUCACGAUAUCGAUUUGAGUUUGUCGACGAGGAAGGGAAUGUCGCGAGUGUCAUGCCUGGUGGAGGCGCUCUACCUGGGCCGGAUGGGAAGAUCGGAGUCAAGGUCUUGGGCGAUGGAGAAGCAAAAGAGGAGGAGAUGGAGAAUGGUCACUGA